Messenger RNA from Elaeis guineensis (African oil palm), 1034 nucleotides. The record is from RefSeq and is a predicted model, not a curated record. Lineage: Eukaryota; Viridiplantae; Streptophyta; Magnoliopsida; Arecales; Arecaceae.
CGCCACCUCCAUAAGCGAGAAAAGAGAGAUUCUUUUUACCUCCACCGGAGGACGUGCCCACCGGGUUUGGCGCCCUGCAUUGCGGAAUUCUAGGGUUCCGGUCGACGUCCGAGAUGUUUCUCACGAGGACGGAGCAUGACCGAGGUAUUAACACCUUCUUGCUGGAGGGAAGGCUGCUUCAGAUCGAAUACGCCAUCAAGGCGACCAAGUUGGGGUCGACUGCGAUCGGUUUGAAGACAAAGGAGGGCGUCGUUCUCGCUGUCGAGAAGCCUUCUCCUCUUCUGGACAUUGAUGAACAAAUAGGUUGUGCUAUGAGUGGACUAAUAGCUGAUGCUUGCCCUCUUGUUGAACAUGUGCGUGUUGAAAGCCAGAAUCACAGGUUCUCAUAUGGUGAGCCAAUGUCAGUUGUGUCUACUGCACAGGCUCUCUGUGAUCUUGCCCAUAGGUUUGGUGAAGGCAAUAAAGAAUAUAUGUCACGUCCUGUUGGUGUGUCUCUCCUAAUUGCUGGACAUGAUGAGAAUGGGCCUAAGCUUAUUUUACACAAACCCAUCUGGCACAUUUUGGCAGUGCAUUGCAAAAGCAAUAGGAUCUGGUUCAGAAGGAGCUGAUAGCGCCUUGCAAAAGCAGUAUAACAAGGUAACAUCAAAAAACAUUGGCAUUGCAAAGGUGGCUCCAACUUAUCAUCUCUAUUCUCCUUCGGAGAUUGAAGCUGUCAUCAACCGCCUAUAAAAGAAUUUAUACUAAUGCUUUCAAUAUGUUCUCUCCCAUUAACUGUUUGAUAUCUGCUCUGCAUGUUGGAAUUCUCUUUCUGAAUUGGGGAAAGUCCAGUGAGAAUAUUAUUCCAUAUUUCGGAUUUUGUUUGCACUGAUCAUCUUCUCUUGCUUGUGCUUGCACUCCCUGACAUUUUGCUUUUGGGUAAUUUGCGAAAUAGAUAUAGUAACCAGUCAGCUGGCAAGUAUCAUUCAGGAAAAUGUGUCAUGGCUUCCUUUGCUUUCAGUAACCAGUUGAUCAAAAAGAUAUAAUUGACAGAUAGA